AUGAACUCGACAUUGGCCAGUGGAGCCCCAUAUGCACGCCGCGAGAGAUCCGAAUCAGAAUCCGGGGCUCGGCCUUCGACUUCGCAGGCGACUCAAGUCCCUAAUGCCGCUCUAUAUCCCUGGUCGCAGCGGCGCUUGAAUUUCCCUACACCGCAGUCUAAUCCCUUCCCUCGUUACGGCGCGGCGGUGAACGCGAUUGCCUCAAAAGAUGGUGACAUUUAUAUCAUGGGUGGGCUGAUCAACGGUUCAAUGGUCCGGGGCGACUUGUGGAUGGUCGAGUCCGGAGGCGGAAAUCUCUCUUGCUAUCCCAUCGCCACAGUUUCCGAAGGACCUGGGCCCCGCGUUGGACACGCAAGUUUGCUCGUUGGCAAUGCUUUCAUCGUGUUCGGCGGUGAUACCAAGAUGGACGAUAAUGACGUGCUCGAUGACACUUUGUACCUGCUUAACACUUCUUCUCGGCAGUGGUCGAGGGCAGCGCCUCCGGGUCCACGACCCUCUGGACGAUAUGGCCAUACCCUCAAUAUUCUGGGCUCCAAGAUAUACAUCUUUGGAGGUCAGGUUGAGGGCUAUUUCUUCAAUGAUUUAAUAGCUUUCGACCUGAACGCCUUGCAGAACCCGCUAAAUCAGUGGGAGUUUUUGCUGCAGAACACGGGAGACGACACCGUUGGCCCGAAUGCAAAAGUGCCUGCUGCGAGGACGAAUCACACGAUCGUCAGCUAUAAUGACCAGCUAUUUCUAUUCGGAGGCACCAAUGGCACUCAAUGGUUCAACGAUGUCUGGACGUACAGUCCCAUCACCAACGUUUGGACGCAGCAAGACUGCAUAGGAUAUAUUCCUGCUCCUCGUGAGGGCCACUCUGCCGCCUUGGUCAACGACGUCAUGUAUAUCUUCGGUGGCAGAACUGAAGAAGGAACAGACCUUGGUGAUCUGGCGGCCUUUCGCAUCUCAUCAAAGCGAUGGUAUACUUUUCAGAACAUGGGCCCGUCGCCGUCACCCAGAUCUGGUCACAGUAUGACAGCGUACCGCGACAAAAUCAUCGUUCUCGCUGGGGAGCCUAGUUCAGCCCCGCGGGAUCCUGCAGAGCUCAGUAUGGUUUACGUACUGGACACUGCAAAAAUAAGGUACCCAAAUGAUGCACCAGCUUCUGGCCAACCUGCAGAUUCGAGGCAGCCCAGCAGCCCGACCCGAAGACCAAGCACAGAAGCAAGAUCUGUUAUGCCUCUCCGUUCAACAUCGCGAGAAGGGGCAAGAAGUCAGAAUGCAUCUCGGGAACAGUUCUCGGGUGGUCCGGUCCAAAGGCCAGACGCUGCGCAAAACAACGUACAGUCGCGACUGCCACGAGCAUCUAUGGGGCAGGCGCCUUCUGGACCUCCGCCCCAGGGACAAGCGCCCACGCCACGUGCGAAUGGAGUCCAGUCUCCUCCAAAUGCCCCCAAUGGUCCAAAAGCCAGGUACAAUGGUCCGCCGCUCGACACAAGAGGUGCCGCAGCCAGCACGGAUGGCGUACGAACUGCUCCUCCAGAUGGGAUAAUACAGCCUCCAGCGGUGAGAGAUGUACAGAAAGAGAACAUCAGGCCUAGCCGCGAAGGAAGCCCGAGCACUUUUGGGCGUAGGACUCCAACACAACGAACCGAGUCAAAGGCAAAAGCUAUGGAAGCAGGUGAAGCAGCUCCUCUCAUGAGUAGCGGUGUGGCCAGACAACGGUCUCUCAGGUCCCAGCGAGCUCAAAGUUCAAUCGAUAGCACAGAAGACGGGCUUUUGGGACGCUCAUCCUCGGGCAGACAUCACGGAGAAUCACAAGCUGAUAAUCGAAGCUUACGAAGCAUACCCGGCGAUGAGCCCAAAUCUCCCAAGAUGAAUGCUCAUCAAGAGGCGCUCCUCAAGGAGCUAGAAACUGUGAAAAAGACAAACGCGUGGUAUGCUUCAGAAUUGGCUCUUGCUCGGAAGCAAGGUUACCAUACCGGCGCUUCCUCUAGCCCUACGUUCGACGAGCGUACCUUCAGCCAAGUUGCAGAUGACGAUCGACCACUAAUGGAAGCCUUUAUGACCAUGAGAACAGAAAUUAUCAAGAUGCAAGAAGCCAUGGAAUCGCAAGCCACGUUGAUGGCAAGACGGAUUGCCGAGGUGGAACAUCAGCGCGAUGCCGCCGUUACAGAAGCUGCAUACGCACGAGCCAAGCUUGCUGCCCAUGGUGGUAGCCAGCGCAGCACACCUCAACCCGACGCUGGGCGCGAACCUGACGAGCAAGAACGUUUCACUGACCUUUCACGCCGGCUCGCUUUGGCUCUCGCUGCACAGUCUGAGCACAAAGCUAAGCUUGAUUCCUUGAACAACGAUCUUGCUUCCGAAAGAAAAGCUCGAGAACUGGCAGAAGAGUCUAUAGACGCUCUGCAGCUCCGGUAUGAUGAGCUAAGCAAGAAUCGAAAUCCGGCAGAACUCGAGGGUCUCCGUGCUGAACUUCACGAAGCUCAGAGUCUGGCGCGAGCAGAGGCAGGCCGUAGAGCCGAAGUUGAAGAGCAGUUGCGCACACUGCGAGUUGAUCACGACAGUUUGAUCAAGAUGCACGAGGAUACAUCAUCGCGGCUAGCGGGUCAUACGGCGUCGAUGGCUGCUUUGGAAGCUGCCGUUGCAGCGUCAACGAGCAAAGCCAGCCUUUAUGAACGGCAAAUUGAAGAAGAGCGCGGACAAAGAGAAGUUGCGGAGAGGAAACUAUCUCAAUUAAGAGCCGAGCAUGAAGAUAGAACUACAGAAUUGGAAACCGUCUCGAAACGCCUGCGUGAUGCCGAAGAGUUGGCCGAAACCCACGCCAGGGAAGCUGCGACUCAUCGCGAGGCUCUUCUCGCCGGGCUAGCCAAGCUGUCAUCUUCCGACACAGCCUCUAAGCAAGACGCGGUGGCUGAGCAGAAAAUCGCAGCUCUUCGUGAAUCAGCCGAGGAAGCCUCAAGUUUGGCCAAACGCAACCAGGAAGCUGCGGAUAAAGCAGCACAGAAGCUACGCAAUGCAGAAGAACGAAUUGCCGGACUGGAAGCGUAUCAGGAACAAUCCAGCCGCGAAGCUCUCCAGAUCCGGCGACAGUUACAGACUGCUUUGCGGGAUACGCAAAACUACCAGGCAGAGAUCCGCGAAUUGCGAUCAAACCUCGAGAUGCAUCAGCGAGAUGCUAGCGCACUUGCAGUUCAACACAGUGCGCUCAAAGACCUAUUAGGCGAGCGCGGCAUGAAUGUCUCCGAUGUCCGACGGUCGCCCAUAUUCGAACACUCUCCAAGUUCUCGUUUUGGCACACCGGAGCAAGCGCGUCUCCGUGAACUCGAUCAACAAUUGCAAGCCAGUCUCAAAGCUCAUGACGAGACUAAGAGUCAAUUCGAGGCUCGUAUGCAGGAAGCCGACAGCACCUACAAGGAGAAGUUGGAGCAGCUCGAGAACGAUUAUCAGUCAGCUGUACAUUACGUCAAGGGCACCGAGAAGAUGCUGAAGAAGAUGAAGGAAGAGCUCACCAAAUACAAAUCCCAAAACGCGCAGCUAACGGGCGAAUUGGAGACCGCUCGAAGUACCAGUGCGGCUUCUGGGACGGCAGCCGACACCUCGGCCUGGGACGACGAACGGAAGCAACUUCAAUCUUCAAUUGAAGAGAUGAAGACGCAGACGAGCAGACAAAUUGAUCUGUUAGAGUCGAACAUUGCCUCACUGAAGUCGGAGCUUUCAACUAUACAGGCAGAGAGAGAUCAGCAAAAAGCUAGUCAUGAGGAGCUCACACAAACCGCGCAAAGACUGGGCAAAGAACUGGAGCAACUCAAGUCGGAAAACUCGAUGCUCGAAAAGCAGGCGGAAGAGGCCGAAAGUCGAGUGACAAUGCUCCUGGAUCAAGUGGGCCAGUCAGUAGGAAACUAUCGCCGUCAGUCACAGUUACAACCUCUGCCCCAUGGCAUCAACGGUGUUGGCCACGACCGAGAGGAAAGUACCUCGACGCUAACAGAUGUCUCGGUCAACGAAGAGGCUUUAUCUCGAGACGAACGAGGAUCUAUUGCAUUGGAUAACUUGGCUUCCGAGCUGGAGACGCUCCGAUCACAAUGGGAGAGCACGAGCAGGAAUAACUAUCGACUUAGCACGACUUUUGACUCGGAGAGGACACCUACCACAGAGAGUCAUGGGACAGAGCUGAGUGAUAAUCUCGCCAACUGGAGGCGGCGGCUUGAAGAAGAAGAAAAUGGAACAAGAGAAACGUCGACUGUCGCAUGA
Messenger RNA from Cladophialophora psammophila CBS 110553, 4236 nucleotides. RefSeq lists its product as uncharacterized. The transcript is spliced from 4 exons. The record is from RefSeq and is a predicted model, not a curated record. Bases 1 to 4236 code for a protein of 1411 amino acids. Lineage: Eukaryota; Fungi; Ascomycota; Eurotiomycetes; Chaetothyriales; Herpotrichiellaceae. Gene Ontology annotation, biological process: regulation of cell shape. Gene Ontology annotation, molecular function: protein binding.